AUGGAUCGUCCUCCGCCGAAGACUUAUCUUGAACAGCUAGAAACGGACAAGACUUCUGAUGGACGACCAGUGUGGGCUCCGAAACCUAAUCAGACCCGGCAACUGAACCAUGAAGAUCUGGUUUAUCUGGCUAAGAUCAAGGCGUUAUCACAAUUUUCAGAUAAAAUACAGAAGGUAAGUAGCUCACAAAGUUUGCAUUUUGUUUUUAGAAGAAUAUGAAGCUUCGAUACCGCUUGAAUUCUGUUUCCAAGGAGAUCAAACUCAUGAAGAAGAUCAAAAGGUAUGGAAUUCUGUUUAUUGAAGGAUGAAAUUUUAGAUUUUUGUGUGAGAAACUGCUGGAGAUGGACGAGAAUAUUCAUGAUGAAAGGAUCGACUUUGAUGAGAACGAUAAUGAACAGCAGAUUGACGAGACCAUCAGUGAGGUUGUUACUAUGGUCAUGCAGAAUCCAACUUUGGUGGAAAUGAAUAUAAAGAAGAGCAAAUUAGCGGAGAUGAAGAAACGAGAGCGUGACGUAGGUUGCACGUCGCACUUGAUUUGUUUUUCAUUUUUUUUAUUUUGAAAUUUUACUUAUUGUUUUAGGCACACCAAGUACCUAUCUCAAUGGAUGACGAUGAUGCUGAUAAAUCAAGACAGCAUAUUAUAUCCAUAAUUGAAAGUGUUGCCAGUGAAGGGAUGUACGAGGAAAAUAAGAAAUCCCGAUCAAUAAGGCCUUCACAUCCAUCUAAAACUCAUAUUCAGAAGCCGAGUUCUAGUUAUGUAAGUCGAUUUAAAUUUUUAGGUAUCUCUUUUUAGACUGCUCGUGAAGGCGACGAAAAGCCGGAGAAGCCAGCAGGGAUCUUUAGGCUAAAUUACAAUGGCUUCAAAGAUCCAGAGGCUCAAAAUACAUCCAACUACGAUGCUCUAUCUACACCUUUGCGAGAAGUAUUGAAGAUCGCACAGGGCAGAAAGCCAGACCAUGGUGGAGUAACUGAUGCUUGGCUUGCCCUUAUACAAACAUCAUCAAUGUCUCCAAAAACAAGUUCCUUAUCUCCGCCUGCCACGGCACGCAGUCGUUUGUCCACUUUCAACUCGAUCUCAUCGGCCGCUUCACCUGAUCGGAGUACCGAAAAUAAUCAGCAUGAUGUAAAUAAGAAAUAA
Messenger RNA from Bursaphelenchus xylophilus (pine wood nematode), 1138 nucleotides. The record is from the annotation of a GenBank genome assembly. Lineage: Eukaryota; Metazoa; Nematoda; Chromadorea; Rhabditida; Aphelenchoididae.